GAAGAUCCAGCCGCGGGAGAGCAAAGCAGAGAAACCAUGAUGCAAAAGUCUUGUGUCUCCCUCGCAAGUAUCGUCUGCUAUUAUGGAAGAACUUAGCCCUAAAAUUGGAAAGAAUGGGCCUUGGCGCUCACCCGGUUAAGUUUUACUGAGCGCCUGGGGCGGUUGGACACCGAGCGAGAAGCUAAGGAUAUAAAGGUGAGCAGCAGAGUCGCGAUAUCCGCUCUAGUAGCUUCCAUCCCAAAAGAGGCAGUCAAUUUCGAUAAAGCUCGCCAAGAAGGGGCAACAAGGGGCAUCGGAAGCCUGCCAUGGGAAGAGCCUACCUGCUCCUUAAACAUUAAAAGGCUAAAUCUCAACUAGUCGGAAGUGACGUGCCAGCUGAGACCGCAGGUCCGCCACGCAAUUGGCCACCGCCUUAAAUAACCAUCCUUUCCCCAGACUAACCCGAAGAGAGGAAAAGUGUGGCCGAAAGCCCACAAUCUGGGCCUCGACGACUUCCAGCCUCACCAGGAUCAGCAUCGCUUGGCCAGAGUCCAGGCCCGCAACCUGGACAGAACAGCUCCGCCAACCUGGGCGGUACAGCGCCCUGCGAGCAAUGGGCUUCAGCUUUCCAUCACGCGCAUGCGCCGUCCUCUAUCUCCGGAGGAGUCCUCAGGUCAUCUGGACGCCGGCAUUUCAGCUACCUGCAGCUCCGGGUACCUUCUCACCCUUGACGACUCCUGCUGGUCCUCAACUCCGGCCCUGCUCCUUCCUCUUCCGCAGGCACUGCUAGGCCCUGGCGCGUUAGCCCGCCGAUACCCCGGCUUCCACUGACACGAGUCUCCGCGCAGCGCCGCUUCCGCUUCCGGCGAGUAUUGUGUGUCGCGCCGCGGGGCGGGGGCGAGGGGAGGAGGAAGGAGGGAGGCAGCUCUCCGGCGGCUCCGCGCCCCGUACUCCCGGACCCGAAGCCGGGAAGGUAGGUGCUGUCCCGUUGCCGCGCUUAGGCCGGGUGCCUGCCCACACCGGCCGGCUCCGCACGCCGCGUCCCAGCGCCCGGCAACUGCGUCACCGGCCCCCCGCACGUAACCACAGCUGCCUCCGCCCGCCUAGGGCCCGGGCGGACGUUUUGCCGCCCCGGCGACGUCAGCGCGUCCGGCGUUGCUUGGCUACCCCGCUGUUCCCCCGUCCCGUUGCCGCUAGUCUCCCCGGGUGAAACUGACGCCGUCACCGCGGGUCUCGGCUGCGUCAGAGCGGCUGGCAUCCCACCUUCACGUCACACCUCUUUCUCACCUGGACACGCAUCCUUCCCUCCCCGACAACCACGACGUUUCCUCUUUCACCUCUCCAAUUUCCCCGCCCCAGAUAUGGCCGGAGACCACGGAGAUGGGGGUGGGACAGAGUUGUGGACCACCCUCAUGAGAGGGUCACAAGGUGGAACCUGAACAGUAAUAGAAACAAAAUGAGGACGUCCCUGAAGUUUGUCCUUCUCCUAAGACAUGAGGAAUAGGAAAGACCAACCCAGAGGCACGCAGGGCCUACCACUCGCUGUCCUCUCCACUCUAUUCCCCCAGUUCCAAGUCGUCUAUUCUUCCCUAAUGCAUUCCUUAUUUCUCUUUCCCACCACUUUGCCAGUCUGGAUCCAUCUUGGUCUCUAAAUGUGCAUACAAUCAACUCAUCCAGGUCAGGAGGCCACCUAAUGUCAAGAAGACUGGGGAAGGAGCAGACUAGUCAAAGUUGGAUUCUAAUGAGUGGAGAAAAAUCAUCCAGCCGAACUUCUCUCUUGAUAUUGAGGGAAGAAAUUAUGGCCCAAAUAAUUUACCAGCUCCAACUCCAAAUUAAACACUUCCCACAUCAUUAUACAGAAACAAUAAUUGUUAAUCCAACUCAUUACGUAGUCACUUCUCUGUGCAUAAACCUACCAAAUUUCCUUCCUUUGGUGGGUCUCUUGGGUGUGGUGUGGAGGGCAGAGGGGUUACAGGACUAGAGAAAUCAGCUUACUCCAUGUAUAAAAGUGUUGAUGUUUUAGAGAUGGAGUGGGGGACUAGUUUUCUGUUUUAUAAAUCAUCCUGAUGCAUUUCCAACUGAGACUUCACCUGAAGGAGAUUUGAUUGUCUCCUUACUUUUCUUCUUUUAAUUCCAACGCUCCAAAGGCUAUUAGUUGCAGAUACAGUAUGUCUAAGGAAUUAGUUAUCAGUAGCUAUUUUGAAGUCACCACUGAAUAUUUUGAAUAGACUCCAAAGUUCUUUCUUCAAAGAAGUUAUUGCCCUAGGCUCAGUGGUGUGUUCUUUAAUAGAGUUGCUAUACAUUUAUCACUUUUCAGCAGUUCCAGAUAUUCAAAUACACACAAGUAGAAAUGAAAGAUUUUAUUCCAAGAAGAGGACACACUUCUUCCUCUAGGCUAGUCCUGGUAAAAGGAAGAAUAAUUUCAAACAUUCCUUAAAAGAGGAGAUUGUAACCUUUGCCUAACUCAUUCAGUUUAUUACCCUUUGAAACAGGAAUGACAGAGAAUCAAGCUAAAGCUCCAGUGAACUCUUAACUCUUAUGUGACACUAAACUUUAGAAUAUACCUAAUUUAAGAAAUCUUAAUAUCUCGACUUAUGUGGCACUUUUUCAUUCCUAUGCUCCUCUUCUGUUUGUUAGGAUAAGAUCUCAAACUAAGAUGCAAUGAUCUGGAACUACUGUUUCUAAGAUACAAGUAGGGUGAAACUGGACCAGAAGUAUGCUGGGCUAAAGUUCAAGGAAACUCAUGUUUCUAACAAGAGGAAACAGAAAUAAAAGAGAAGAGAGAUGGGAGUUGUGUGUCAGUUUGCUGAAGAGGGGGGAAAAAUAAAACUUAGGUCAAAGACUGAGAGUCAUCAAAUUGAGAAAUGGAGAAAAAGAGAUUGUAUAUAGUGGAAGAGAAGAUGGAAAAUACCAAGUUGGGGUUAAAUCUAGAGUUAAGGUUUAACCUGGGGAUAAAUAUCAAUCCAGAGAUGCAAAAAAAAAAAAAUUCAUCCUCCGACUAAUAUUUUUCCUUUCUCUGUCUCCGUACCCAUCCCCAAGUUAAAUAAUGGCAGAGACAAGCCUGUUAGAGGCCGGGGCCUCUGCAGCCUCCACAGCUGCAGCUCUGGAGAACUUACAAGUUGAGGCAAGCUGCUCUGUGUGCCUGGAGUAUCUGAAGGAGCCUGUCAUCAUUGAAUGUGGGCAUAACUUCUGCAAAGCUUGCAUCACCCGCUGGUGGGAGGACCUAGAGAGGGACUUCCCUUGUCCUGUCUGUCGGAAGACAUCCCGUUACCGCAGUCUUCGGCCUAAUCGCCAACUAGGCAGUAUGGUGGAAAUUGCCAAGCAGCUCCAAGCUGUCAAGCGGAAGAUCCGGGAUGAGAGCCUCUGCCCCCAGCACCACGAGGCCCUCAGCCUCUUCUGCUAUGAGGACCAGGAGGCCGUAUGUUUGAUAUGUGCAAUUUCCCAUACCCACCGGGCCCACACUGUCGUGCCAUUGGACGAUGCUACACAGGAAUAUAAGGAAAAACUGCAGAAGUGCCUAGAGCCCCUGGAGCAGAAGCUACAGGAGAUCACUCGAUGCAAGUCCUCUGAGGAGAAGAAGCCUGGAGAACUCAAGAGACUAGUGGAGAGUCGUCGACAGCAGAUCUUAAAGGAGUUUGAAGAGCUUCAUAGGCGGCUGGAUGAAGAACAGCAGGUAUUGCUUUCAAGACUAGAGGAGGAGGAACAGGACAUUCUACAAAGACUUCGAGAAAAUGCUGCUCACCUUGGGGACAUGCGCCGGGACCUGGCCCAUUUGGCUGCCGAGGUGGAGGGCAAGUGCUUACAGUCAGGCUUCGAGAUGCUUAAGGAUGUCAAAAGUACCCUGGAAAAAUGUGAGAAGGUGAAGACCAUGGAGGUGACUUCAGUAUCCAUAGAGCUGGAAAAGAACUUCAGCAAUUUCCCCCGACAAUACUUUGCCCUAAGGAAAAUCCUUAAACAGCUAAUUGCGGAUGUGACCCUGGACCCUGAGACUGCUCAUCCUAACCUAGUCCUGUCAGAAGAUCGUAAAAGCGUCAAGUUUGUGGAGACAAGACUCCGAGAUCUCCCUGACACGCCACAGCGUUUCACCUUCUACCCUUGCGUCCUGGCUACUGAAGGUUUCACCUCAGGUCGACACUACUGGGAGGUAGAGGUGGGGGACAAGACCCACUGGGCAGUGGGUGUGUGCCGGGACUCUGUGAGCCGAAAGGGCGAGUGCGGCUGUGGAAUGGGGACAAGUAUGCAGCUACCACUACACCUUUUACCCCUUUGCACAUCAAGGUAA
Molecule: messenger RNA, 4261 nt
Organism: Ictidomys tridecemlineatus (thirteen-lined ground squirrel)
Lineage: Eukaryota; Metazoa; Chordata; Mammalia; Rodentia; Sciuridae
Source: RefSeq, a predicted model, not a curated record